UAGCCUACUCGGAGCAUUCAUCUUCGUUCCGUCCACAUGCAUUCGUUCUCGUUUCACUAAAGGAGGUGUAGUUUGUCCGAUUGCUACUGCUAAAAGGGGUUGGACAAAAAUAUUUUCCAUCUUGAACAAUUGCAAUAGCUUCGCAACAUGGCGUCAAUAGGAGAUUUCGACCCGCUCAAUGCUUCCAUCCCUGCCACCAAAGUUGAAAUCACAGUGUCUUGCAGAAAUCUGCUGGACAUGGACACCUUUUCCAAAUCAGACCCAAUAUGCGUUCUGUACACACAAGGCAUCAGCAAUAAGGAGUGGAGAGAGUUUGGAAGGACAGAGGUGAUUGAAAACACUCUCAACCCGGAGUUUGUUCGUAAAUUCAUCUUGGAUUAUUUCUUUGAGGAACGACAGAAUCUGAGAUUUGACCUGUACGACGUCGACUCAAAGAGCGCCAACCUGUCGAAACAUGACUUCCUUGGCCAAGCGUUCUGUACGUUGGGAGAGGUGGUGGGAUCGCUGGGCAGUCGCAUGAAGAAACCUCUCGUGGGCCUUCCUGGAAAGAAGUGUGGAAACAUCAUUGUUAAGGCAGAAGAGAUGGGAAACUGCAGGGAGUCGGUGAUGAUGCAGUUCUGUGGGAAUAAACUGGACAAGAAAGAUUUCUUCGGCAAGUCGGACCCUUUCCUCGUCUUCUACCGCAGCAAUGAAGAUGGAACGUUCACAACCUGCCAUAAGACAGAGGUGGUGAAGAACACACUAAACCCAGUGUGGCAGGCCUUCAAGAUACCUGUCCGAGCACUCUGCAACGGAGACUACGACAGAACGAUCAAGAUAGAAUGCUACGACUGGGACAGAGAUGGAAGCCAUGACUUCAUAGGAGAGUUCACUACCAGCUACAGAGAGCUAUCCAGAGGCCAGUCCCAGUUCAAUGUGUAUGAGGUUGUAAAUCCAAAGAGGAAAAAGAAAAAAUACCUCAACUCUGGAACGGUAACACUGCUCUCAUUCCUGGUGGAUAUAGAGGUCACCUUCCUCGACUACAUCAAAGGAGGGACCCAGAUUAAUUUCACAGUGGCGAUUGAUUUCACCGCUUCAAACGGCAACCCAACCCAGCCCACCUCUCUCCACUACAUGAGUCCCUACCAGAUGAAUGCCUACGCCAUGGCCAUGAAGGCUGUAGGGGAGAUCAUCCAGGACUAUGACAGUGAUAAGAUGUUCCCUGCUUUGGGCUUCGGAGCCAAGCUGCCCCCUGACGGACGGGUCUCACAUGAGUUCGCCCUGAAUGGCAACCCCCAAAACCCAUACUGUGCAGGUAUAGAUGGAGUGAUGGAGGCAUAUUACCAGAGCCUGAAGUCUGUCUGCCUCUACGGCCCAACCAACUUCUCCCCUGUCAUCAACCACGUGGCCAGGUAUGCUGCGUCAGUGAAGGAUGGCUCUCAGUACUUCAUCCUCCUCAUCAUCACAGAUGGAGUCAUCUCAGACAUGGCCCAGACCAAGGAGUCCAUCGUCAAUGCUUCGUGUCUUCCAAUGUCGAUUAUCAUCGUAGGGGUGGGACCAGCAGAAUUUGAUGCGAUGAUUGAGUUGGACGGGGAUGAAGUGAGGAUCUCGUCGAAGGGAAGAUAUGCAGAGAGGGACAUUGUUCAGUUUGUCCCAUUCCGAGACUACACCGACCGGACAGGGAACCACAUCCUGAGUAUGGCCCGUCUAGCCAAGGAUGUCCUCGCUGAGAUCCCUGAUCAGUUCCUCUCCUACAUGAGAAUCAGAGGCAUCAAGCCCUCGCCCGCACCCCCUCCAUACACCCCCCCAGGACACCACCUGCAGACGCAGAUCUGAAGGGUGCGGAGAUGCCCCCUGGUCCCGAACAAAGCCUCUUCAAAUAUGUAUUUGUCUCUCUCCUCUCUGCAUCACUCGCUCAGUGAUAGGAGAGGCCUUCUUGGCUUUCUCGCUCUCUCUCAUUGCACUAAUGGAGGCUGACUGACUGGCAGGGUUCUAGAAGUUUUUACUGAGCGGUUCUAAAGGGUUCUACUUUGGAACGGGCGGAUGGAGUCAACAGGGGCAUGUUUACUUUCAUUGUCAAACGUUCCUCUGUCUGGACUUCAUGUAUAUCGGCCAAUGGAGACACUCUCUGGGACACACCUGGGAAGAUGGACAGAGUCUGGUCUUCCCAACUCACCUGGCAAGGAAUGAAGGAUUUAAGGAAAGAAUGAAAGGAAGAAGGAAGGAUGGAAGGAGGAUAGGAAGUAAGUUCCUGGGGACUGGCCUUUUUCAUGAGCAGAGUGGUGAAAAGGUUCUAUAGUCUGGAUGUGGUAUCACUUGACUGUUGUAAAUAACUGGAAAUGUAUUUCUAUCUCUCUCUACUCUGUCUCUCUAUUCUUCCAACUCUCACUCAAUGUUUACAGUACAUGUUAAUGAUUUUCACCAUUGGACGCUUGUAUAAUAUACAGUACCAGUCAAAAGUUUGGUCACAUCUACUCAUUCAAGGGUUUUUCUUUAUUUUGACUAUUUUCUACAUUGUAGAAUAAUAGUGAAGACGUCAAAAACAAAUAAAUACACAUAUGGAAUCAUGUAUUAACCAAAAAAGUGUUAAACAAAUCAAAAUAUAUUUGAGAUUCUUCAAAGUAGCCAAACUUUUCCUUGAUGGCAGCUUUGCACACUCUUGGCAUUCACUCAACUAGCUUCAUUUGUUGGCUGCUUUUCCUUCACUCUGCGGUCCAACUCUUCCCAAACCAUCUCAAUUGUGUUGAGGCUGGGUGAUUGUGGAGGCCAGGUCAUCUGAUGCAGCACUCCAUCACUCUCCUUCUUGGUCAAAUAGCCGUUACACAGCCUGUUGGUGUGUUGUGUCAUUGUCCUGUUGAAAAACAAGUGAUAGUCCCACUAAGCGCAAACCAGAUGGGAUGGAGUAUCUCUGCAGAAUGCUGUGGUAGCCAUGCUGUUUAAGUGUGCCUUGAAUUCCAAACAAAUCACUGACAGUGUCACCAGUAAAGCACCGUCACAGCACAUCCUCCACGCUUCAUGGUGGGAACCACACAUGCGGAGAUCCUCCGUUCACCUACUCUGCGUCUCACAAAGUCACAGCGGUUGGAACUAAAAAUCUCCCAUUUGGACUCAUCGGACCAAAGGACAGAUUUCCACGGGUCUAAUGUCCAUUGCUCAUGUUUCUUCGCCCAAGCAAGUCUCUUCUUAUUAUUGCUGUCCUUUAGUAAUGGUUUCUUUGCAGCAAUUCAACUAUGAAGGCCUGAUUCAUGCAGUGUCCUCUGAACAGUUGAUGUUGAUUUGUCUGUUACUUGAACUCUGUGAAUCAUUUAUUUGGGAUGCAAUAUCUGAGGCUGGCAACUAAUGAACUUAUCUGGGUCUUCCUUUCCUGUGGCGGUCCUCAUGAGAGCCAGUUUCAUCAUGGCGCUUGAUGGUUUUUGCGACUGCAUUUGAAGAAACUUUCAAAGUUCUUGAAAUGUUCUGUAUUGACUGACCUUCAUUUCUUAAAGUAAUGAUGGACUGCCGUUUCUCUUUGCUUAUUUGAGCUGGGCUUGGUGUUUUACCAAAUAGGGCUAUUUUCUGUAUACCAUACCUACCUUGUAACAACACAACUGAUUGGCUAAAGCGCAUUAAGAUACAAAGAAAUUCCACAAAUUAACAAGGCACACCUGUUAAUUGAAAUGCAUUCCAGGUGACUACCUCAUGAAGCUGGUCGAGAGAAUGCAAAGAGUGUGCAAAGCUGUCAUCAAGGCAAAGGGUGGCUACUUUGAAGAAUUUCAAAUAUAAAAUAUAUUGUGGCAAUUUGUUUAACAUUUUUUUGGUUACUACAUGAUUCCAUAUGUGUUAUCUCAUAGUUUUGAUGUCUUCACUAUUAUUCUACAAUUUAGAAAAUAGUAAAAAUAAAGGAAAACCCUUGAACGAGUAGGUGUGUCCAAACCUUUGACUGAUACUGUACAUACUUCUUUCAGUUUGGAACUUUGGAAUAUCAAUCAAUAUUCUCUCGCUUGAUCUCUCAGCGUGUUGUCUUUGCCAGGGGAGUCAGGUUGCGGUUGCAACAGUGCAGGUCCAAGUAGCCACUGUACUAUACUAUGUCCCUUUGCAUGAGUGUAGCAUCAGAGCAUGCAUUGUGGUCCUACACUUCCCUGCCUGUCACUGCUCUCAGGCUUUGGGGUUAAAUGUUUGUUGUUGAAGCGCAUUCUGCUCCUUUCUAAACUGCCUUGGCGAUAGGGUGUCCAUGCCAGCCACGCUGCGAGUGCCCACGGGUUUUCUCACUGUGCCGAGAACAACAGUGACUCAACCAACAUCAUAUUCUCUUCCAAAUCCAUUUAAAUAACAACAGAUGCUCUCCGAUCCAGUUUGAGACAACAGCAGAAGCCCAGUAGUCAAAAACCGUUACAAAAAUGAUUUCCUUCUGUUCGGUUCUUGUUCUUUUUUAUUAUUAUUAUUAUUAUUAUUACAUUUGUCAUUUAGACUUACAGGAGCAGUUCGGGUUAAGUGCCUUGCUCAAGGGCACUUGGGCAGAUUUUUUUUCUUCUCAACUCGUCGGCUCGGAAUUCGAACUAGCGACCUUUCAAUUACUGACCCCAACACUCUUAUAACCACUUGGUUAUUGCCUUGGAAGUUGAUAUUCUUAAGUAGAUUGUUUUAAGUUGCCUUGUUAAGGUAACUUUAUUGUUUUGAGUUGUGCCAAUCAUUAUGUCAUAUUAUUUGUUAUAGUGUUAAGCCCCGAGUGUGUUGGCCGUAGAUGAUGGUGUCUGGGGGUUGUCAUGACAACUUGUUCUUCCUAAAUGUAAUUCCCAUCCAAUAAUCCCAAUUAACAAUACCCACUGAGGGCUAGGAGUUUUUCAUCGCCGAGGAAAAACUCCUGGCCCGUAGCCAUUAUACCCAGUCAACCCACUCUUACUUCUUACCUCCAGGGUAUCCUCUUCAAUCUGCUGUCUUAAUGGGCUUGGAGUUUAUAUCAACUGCCUUUUUAAUUAUUAAUAAUAUUAAUCAUUAUUAUCAUAAUAUAGAUAUUAGCUACUGCUUGUAUGGAGGUGGUGUGUAAUUGAUAACUUGAUUGGUUACAUGUCAAUAUCCCUUAUCAAACUAACAGACAUUCCAACACUACAUUCAUGUAUUUCGCAGUUGUUGCCAUUUUCAUGUGUGUGCCACUGUCGGUCUGUUGCCAUAUCAUUACUGAUAGACCGAUGCCCUUUGCCACAAUUCAACCACAUAACAACUCCUCUCUUUUCUGUGUAAUUCCUCCUCUUGUUUCACUGCAGCUCAGUGGACGCAGCCUUACAGAUUACAAUCGACUGUUUUAAUGCUUUUAAAUAGGAUCGACUCCAAGCCAAUAAUAUUUGGCAUAGCAGUAAGAGGGGGGUGAGAGAGGGGGAUACAGCCCAGUGGGUUAUGUCAUUGGAGGGUCGUUCCAUGUCAUUUCGUUAUUCUAUGUCAAUGUUAAAGGGAUAGUUCGCCCAAAUUACAAAAUUACAUAUUGGAGUCUAUGGACAAAAGUACGACAGCAAACCAUUCUUUGGUUUUAUUUACUUGGCCACUGUUUUUUGAAUUCUAACUUUUUAGCAUUUGUCACACAAUCCAAUGCAAGUCAAUGGUACCUAUGUUAGCAUUUUAAUUGCUUCAUAUGCAAAUCAUCUCAAGUGUGAAAAUGCCACUAUGUAUCCUCUUUCUGGUGUCUUUUUGAGGUGGAAUGACCCUGGACAGAAGUAGGCAACCAGGUCAACCCGCUGAUUUAGUCAGAGGAGUACAGGCAUUUAGUGCUACAUACCUGAGUCAACACAGUGCCACACCUAUACAGGGAGAUGUUGGCUAGCCGAGAGAGAGAAUAACCUCACACGGUAUAUUCAACAUGGCAGUCUGCCAUGUUAACCCACGUACUUUACACAACAUAUAUUUGAUGAGAAACUCUGCCUUGUUUAAAACAUUUUUUUUAAAGACAUACAGUAGACACAAACUGUAUUUGCAACAUUUCUUGUCUCUCUCACAACUUUCAGUAAUGUCUUUCUUUCAUUGUGUUUUUCUCACACAUUUGAAAGCCUUCCAUAAUUGCCUCCUCUGCAUCUAUAGUUGUGGCUAGUCUUGAGUCUUUGUAUCAUAAGAAACCUUAGCCAAAUCCAUAUGAGGCACCGCAUGGCUCGUCAAAAGAAAUGCACUAUGUGGGGAAUAGCUAGUGUGUUAUUUGAAACCCAGCUAGUCUGUGCUGCAGUCUUCCACUGGGCUUGUAGCAGAGCAGGAGGUAUCAUUAGGACUUUGGGUCACAGUCUAGAGCUCGUUAUAUGCUCCCAUUAACCACCCACAGGCUACUGACACAGUGUGGACACACACACACACACACACGUGUGCCCGUGCAUACACACACACAUGACCACGCAGACACACAUACAGCUGAGAUCAUGUUCACCAUCAAGGACUACUGACGUUGUCAUUUUUUGCGCUUUCUCUUUUUACACUACUAAAGGAUCAUUCUGUUCUUUCACUGCUUUGCUAGUGCCACAACACUUGCCAUCUGCUUGCCAAGCCGUGUGUGUGUGUGUGUGUGUGUGUGUGUGUGUGUGUGUGUGUGUGUGUGUGUGUGUGUGUGUGUGUGUGUGUGUGUGUGUGCGCGACGCCAGAGUUUUUAAUAGAGCAUGUGAGUUCACACACGUGAUCUUUGUUUACUAAAGAUAUCCAAGAUAUCCGUGCACUAUGUUUGCAUGUACAGUUUUACAUGAGAUGCACCAGUUCUUUUGUUGUAAUUGAGUGUUUUGGAAAAAGAAAAUCUAUGAAAAUAACUAUACAAAAUGGCCUUAAAAAAAUUCACUGAUUUCUUGGAAUUUGUGCGAUGCCUUCAGAUAUUGACUUGUUCUCUCUUUUUGUGUCCGUGUACAAUGUUUUCUUUGCAUAACUUCAUUUAUGGGGAAAACAGGACUCCGUGGUCAAUCAGAUGAAAGCCUGACUGAAGUUCUGAUUGUCUGGUAAUCCAUAUUAUAGAUGACUUUCUGAAUCAAACUACUGAUUUUUAAAUAAAGAUUCUUACUUAACACUAA
Messenger RNA from Oncorhynchus masou masou (cherry salmon), 6983 nucleotides. RefSeq names its product copine-8-like. NCBI's taxonomy places the organism in Eukaryota, Metazoa, Chordata, Actinopteri, Salmoniformes, Salmonidae. The record is from RefSeq and is a predicted model, not a curated record. Gene Ontology annotation, biological process: cellular response to calcium ion. Gene Ontology annotation, cellular component: plasma membrane. Gene Ontology annotation, molecular function: calcium-dependent phospholipid binding.